Messenger RNA from Mus caroli (Ryukyu mouse), 3724 nucleotides. It is a transcript of the gene Ccdc117, whose product is annotated as coiled-coil domain containing 117. The record is from RefSeq and is a predicted model, not a curated record. NCBI's taxonomy places the organism in Eukaryota, Metazoa, Chordata, Mammalia, Rodentia, Muridae.
UUUAUUUUGGACUGGGUCCCAUGUAGACUAGGCUAGCCUAGACCAUGCCACUUAGUCAAAGUCUGGCUUUGAAUGUGUCUGAUUAUCCUGCCUCCACCUGAUAAGAGCUGGGAAGAUCAAUGGGAGCCACCACGCCCAGCUCAACGUUCUGUAUAGGGAUUGGGUGUCUGUCAUUCUGGCCGGUGAAGGCGACCUGACCUGCAAUUCGUCUGGUACACCGCCGGCCAUCUUGCCUGUAGUCCUCAAGGACCACAACUCCCGGCAUGCCUCACGACAGCGCCCUCUAUACACAACAAAUCCCGACGUGUCUCUGGGCGGUCCGGAGUGGAGGGUUCUAGAAGGCGUGAGGUUGGGGGGCUGAAGAGGGCUCAGAGGCAGGUAAUCGUGGGUAGCGGUGGUGACGGCUACUGCGGAGUCUGGGAACACGAACGACUGGGGUCGCGGACGCAGCCUCGUCUGGAAAGCCAUGGCAGCCCUCGGCCGGCCCUUCAGCGGCCUCCCUCUGAGCGGCAGCGCGGACUUCCUGCAGCCGCCACCGGCCUUCGCGGGCCGGGCCUUCCCGCCAGGAGCCGCCGGCCAUGACCUGGCCCCGCGGCCCGGUGUCCGCGGCGCGCCGAGCAGCCCGGGCGGGAGAACAGCGCGCGGACGUGUUUCCAUUCACUGUAGAAAGAAACACAAGCGGUUGGCGGAGGAUGAUGAGUGUCCAGUAAGAAAGAAACGACUGACUGAAGCUGAACUCGGUGCCGUGGCUGAUGAAUGGGUUCUCGGCACACAUCAGGGGAUAGAAGGUCAUGGGGUAAACACGUGUUCUAGUAGCCUUUCUAUGCCCAGCAUGCUAGAUGUGCUCUGUGAGGAAAUGGAUCAGACAACUGGAGAACCACAGUGUGAAGUCGCCCGAAGGCGUCUGCAAGAGAUUGAGGACAGGAUAAUUGACGAAGAUGAAGAGGUUGAAAGUGACAGAAAUGUUAGCCACCUCCCAAGUCUUGUCCUUUCUGACACCAUGAAAACGGGUUUGAAGAGGGAAUUUGAUGAAGUCUUCACAAAGAGGAUGAUUGAGUCCAUGAGCCGUCCUUCUAUGGAGCUUGUGCUCUGGAAACCUCUCCCUGAACUCCUUCCUGAGAAGCCAAAGCCAUCUUCUAGCCCUAAGAACUACAUGAGAGAGAGCCAAGCAAAGCACGCAGCUCCAGGCACUGCCUUCCCCCAGAGGACUGAAGUGUUGCUGAAACCUCAGUGCACAGACGCACCGCUUUACCAUAGUCUGGAAACAGCUGCUAGCACAGAGGAAGAGAUGGAGCUCUAGACACCCGUUUCUGCUCUGACUUGACAAGUCGUAGAAGGCUCCUGCGUUCAGAAAUGAGCCUGCCUGCGGAGUAUAGGGGCCUGAAAGUUUUAUGAAACGGGUGUAAUAUCUCCUCUGCCUGUGACUUGGGUGGGACUGUCAUUGUGGGUAGCCAUUUAUUGAAUUCAACUUUUUGCCAAGGAAGCUUAUCUCAAGGGAAAUGCAGUUUUUUAAUAAGCUUAUCCAGGAAAUGUUACAGUCUCUUUAACGACAGCUAUAGAUGCUGGAUGUGUUCCGAUGACUUCGGUCAUGUGUCACAUUGUUGAAGCCAUUCAUUCUUGAGAUGAUCCUGUACAGGAGUGCUUGCUCCUAAUCGCCACUGCACCCUAAUUGCUGAGUCAUGUGCUGAGCUACUUGUAGUGGUCACUGUACACGUGGGGCUCGGGAGGGAAGAGAGCAGGACUUUGAGUCUCUUGUGAAGGAAUGGAACAAGCAAAGAAACUUGUGUUGGUGUCAGGUUGGUGUAGCUGGAUCACUCAAGUAGUAGCCCUUGAUCUCCUUUCAUGACUGAUAGGCUCAGUUAGUCGGUAACGUUUACACCUCAGUUAACUUCAGUGGUUGACGUAGAGUGUGAGGUAUAUUGCCUAUGAGAAAUGUCUUUUCAUGAAUCCUAAGGACAUGCUGUGUCAGCUAAACCUACAAUUGAUUGCUUCUAGAGUUUAAAAAGGGAAGGUUGUGCUUGUAUUAGCAAGUUGAAUUUUUUAAUGUUGGUUCCAAAAACAGUGACUUAGCUGAAAAGAAAUGGAGAAAUGUCUUGGAGAUUUACUGAAAUAGCUAAUUGUCUGGUGCUUAAGCUUUUGUGCAGUAAGCCUAAAAGUCAGCAGAAGAUGGCCUCCUGCCAGCAGGAGGUCUUUACCCUUAGUACCCGAACAGUCUCAAGGUGUUCUUUGGAAAUAACCAGGGUUAAAGUUGUUAAUUUCUCAGGAAGAGCUCUUCAGCAUGGCAGGACGUGUAAUGAAGGCUUUUGCAAGUCCUUCAGCGCUGUAGAGCAGUAAGAUGUCCAUCCGGUGAGUGUGGCGGCUCUUUCUACGGCUGAACUCCCCCUUGGUUGAGUUUUCAGUUUCUGGCUUGCUUCUCCCUUUGCAUGGGGAGAACAGAGAACAGGUUUAUGCUGAGGAGAGGUGACUUCUUAGAAACUUAGCUUCUUGGCAUUUUGCAACCCAUGCUGGCCUCCCUCCUGCGGAUGGCAUAGGAGUCCGUCUGUCGUUGGACUGUCUCCUCCUGCUGUUGUUCCUGCUCUCUUGGUUUCUGUCUAGAUGUCAGGAAAAGGUUUAAUGUUUAAUAUUUAAACAAAAUAUUUAUAUCUACACCAUAAAGUUACUCAACCUUCAAACCAGUCUUGAAGCCAGCUACUUGUUUCUUCAUCUCAGACUCCGAGGGGAAUAAAAGCUGUCUUCUGUGAAUGUGCAAGUGCUUGGCUCGUGUCAUUUGAAAACUCCCGGCUUAUCUAAUGGGACCAACUUGUGAAGUUUAUAGCCUUAAAGAAAUCUCUGUGUUAAGUUUUAAAACAGUUUAGAACCGUGCAGGGAUGCCGAGAGUCUGGAGUUAGCCCAGUGUUAGGGUAGGGAGGAAGCGGCAGCUUUCCGAAGGGCCUUAAAACACCAGGCCUGCCUCUGUGAAAGGCCCGCGUGGCUUUGAUGCGGUUGGUAACCACUUGAGAGCAGAGAUGUCUUAACUUGUCGGGAGUCCUUACCUGACAUGACCCUGUUUCAGCAGGAAAGUAGAUGUUUCGUGCUCCUGUUUGGAUUUUAUCUUCUUGCACAUGUUUGUACAGAAAUCACCUUCAUCCUUGUGGUGCUUACACACACCCCCAGUUGUCUCCACAGCCCUGAUGCCUUUGUCUUCUGUUCUCCUCUCUAGCAAAAGACUUUGGCUUCUGCCUUAAGGUUCUCCCAAGGAAUUAACAGGUCUUUUCAUCUUGUAUAGUUUUUACAGUGUGAAUCCAACAUUGGCUCAGUAUGCUAAUGUGACAGUCAACAGUUAUCUAAAGCAGGUGAGCUCUGAUGAACAAAUAUGUAUUUUCAGUGAGUCUGAGUCAGGUGUGUGUGGAUUUUUUGGUUCUUGGCUUGGGGAUUUGUGUUGUUCUUAAUAUGAAGAAAUAAUAUGAGAAUCCAGUUCUCAUGAUAAGAAUCAGUUAAAAACUGCUCAUUCUUAAAAAGGUAAAACUAAGAUUUAGAAACAAGGCAGGCCUUAGAGCCGAGGGAGACUAUUAGGCAGCAGGCCAAACCGCUCUGGCCCUGGAGCCGCCUUUGUUAAUUAACAGCCACAAGAACGCUGCAGUGCUACAACGGGCUGGAAGGUGUGUCAGAUUUGCAUUAAAGAUGAGAAUCUGCUGUUUCUGUACUUUAUUAUUUUCAAUAAAACUCAAUGUUUUGAACUUUUAAA